Messenger RNA from Betta splendens (Siamese fighting fish), 6203 nucleotides. It is a transcript of the gene wwc1, whose product is annotated as WW and C2 domain containing 1. Gene Ontology annotation, molecular function: molecular adaptor activity; kinase binding. The record is from RefSeq and is a predicted model, not a curated record. Gene Ontology annotation, cellular component: cytoplasm. Bases 752 to 4171 code for a protein of 1139 amino acids. The transcript has 22 exons. Lineage: Eukaryota; Metazoa; Chordata; Actinopteri; Anabantiformes; Osphronemidae. Gene Ontology annotation, biological process: negative regulation of organ growth; regulation of DNA-templated transcription; regulation of hippo signaling.
AAACGCCAGCCGGAACCGCUGCAGUGAGUGUGUUUGGGUGACAGCCGUCGACCGGCCGAACUCCCAGGGACCGAGGGAAUACUUUGCCGCCGCCACUCUCGUCCGUCUUUCAAUGGGUCUUUUAAGGCGGUAACGGACGCGCUCCGGCGGAUUUAGUGGACGCGAACAGCCGCGGGCUUCGUGUCUUCUUCUCGCUCCCGGCGGUGUUCGGAGUGUCGGUCCCCGCGGCUGGCGGCUAGCAUCGGUUACCGCUGCUAACAUGGUGGCCUGUGGGCGACGGGAGGACGGAGCAGCGAGCCCGGCGUGAGGCGUCGGAACCGCGGACACGCCGCCCCCGCUGUUCACGCUUUGAGUUCGCCUUGCCUGUUUCUACCGAACCCGAGCAGCACCGACAGCACCAGAGCAGCGCUAUCCGACCUGGGGGUAAUCGCAGUUUACUUGGCGCCUCCAACUUUUUCCAAAGCUGAGAAAGUUGGAAAAAGGCGCUCACGUCUGGGAACGACCCAGUUUCAGGGGCAGCCUGCUGGAGCCGGUCCGUCCACCACAGCCUCCCUUCACCAUCGCUGCUUAUCUCCUUGUGGAUUAUUAUCAUUCUUAUUAUGGCCUAAUUGGAGCCGCGUCACUCCUGGAGUUUGUGAAGUAACUGCGUUGUUUUUCGGUGGUGCUGGAGAUGAUGACAGAGAAAAGCGAUGGUUUCUCUUGGUUGUGAUUUUGAAUAGAGAGGACUUAAUUACAUGGAGACUCGCCUGACAUGCCGAGGAAGGAGUUGCCACUACCCGAAGGUUGGGAGGAAGCCAGAGACUUUGAUGGCAAAGUCUAUUACAUUGACCACAUUAACCAGUGCACCAGCUGGAUCGACCCCAGAGACAGGCAGACGAAGCCUUUGACUUUUGCCGACUGCAUCGGGGAUGAGCUGCCGGUUGGUUGGGAGGAGGCGUACGAUCCCGUCGUCGGCGCCUACUAUGUCGACCAUAACACCAAGAGCACCCAGCUGGAGGACCCGCGUGCCCAGUGGCAGCGGGAGCAGGAGGCCAUGCUGCGGGACUACCUGUCUGUGGCCCGGGAUGCACUCAGCGCCCAGAAGGAGAUCUACCAGGUGAAGGAGCAGAGGCUGCGUCUGGCGCAGCAGGAGUAUCGGCAGCUCAACGACGCGUGGAGAGACAAGUCCACGUCACAGACGAGCUUAAAUUCCCGAUCAUCCUCUUCAAGCAAGUAUGACCCAGACAUCCUAAAAGCAGAAAUCGCCACAGCCAAAAGCCGGGUGAAUAAACUAAAGCGGGACCUGGCCUGUAUGAAGCAGGAGCUGCAGUACAAAGAACAAGGCUUUGAAACGCUCAAAAAGAUCGACCAGAAGGUGUCCAACAGCCCGUGUGGCUACAAGCUGCAGGAGGCGCAGGCCAUUCUCAGCGAGGUCCGCUCUAUCCGAGAUGCCAUCAGCUCUGGGGAGAAGGAGAAACAGGAGCUCAUGCAGAAACUGGCCGUGUUGAAGGACGGCUUUCAGCUGGACUCAGGCUCUCAGCAGGAGCUGUGGGGCAGUAGUCCUUCGCUCGCCAACUCGGAGCUGUCCAUCCCUCGGCUCUACUCCGACGCUGGCUCGCAAACGGACAUCUCUGCUGAGUUCAUGACUAGCAACAACAAACUGGCAGAGAAGGUUCGUCUGAGUCUGAAGUACGAAGAGGCCAAGAGAAGGAUCGCCACCAUCGAGGUGCAGAUUGCCAAACUGGACAGCGAGGCAUGGCCCGGGCUGCUGGACCCCGAGCGAGACCGGCUCAUCCUCAUCAACGAGAAGGAGGAGCUGCUGAAGGAGCUUCAGUACGUCAGCCCGCGCCAACGCCUGGAGCCCAACGAUGCAGAGAAGCUGGAGUCUGAGAAGAAACGUCUGGAACGGGACCUGCAGGCGGCCAGAGACAACCAGAGCAAGGCCCUGACGGAGAGGCUGCGACUCCACUGCAAGAGGAACAAGCUGGUCAGAGAGCUGGAGGAGAUGGUUCGACUGGCGACGUCGCUACACACGCAACUCAAAAGCUUGUCGGCCAGCACCUUGUCCUGUUCGUCCGGCAGCAGUCGAGGUUCGCUGACAUCCAGCCGAGGCUCACUGGCCACUACGUCUAGCCUGGGCUCCACCUCCUCACUCAGCUUCACCGACAUCUACCUGGAGCAGCCCGAGCUGGCCGACCCGGACUUCCAGAACAAGCUGGACAGCCUCCUGCAGGAGGGCGGCCAGGGAGGCUAUCGCCCCUCCAGCUCCAUCACCACCAUACAUGAACAUGAGGUCGUGACAGGCUGUGCAGGAGGAGACUCUGGGAGGCCUGAUGGCAAAACCGUAGGGGUUAGUGGAGCUGGUGGUGUGGGAGUGGAGUCCGGGUCGGCCCGGGUCCAGGCCCUCAGACUGUCUGAAACGCCUCGCUCUAUGAGCUCCUUGUCCCCGCGGUCGUCCCUGUCCUCGUUGUCUCCACCGUGCUCACCCCUUGUCACAGACACUAGCUUUCUGUCUGGUGAGACGUUUAUGGGCCAGACGGGUUCUGGUGGACUGGACCUUGACCUGGAGCUCCAUAACAGACUAGCUGAGCUGGAACUGAGCCGAGCCACUCAGGAGCAGCAUGGGGGUCCAGGUGGGCUAGAGGAGAAGCAGAACCUCAACACUACACUGAGCGAAGAGGUCAAAGACUCAGCUCCACAGCUGCGGGGAGUGGGAGCAGGUCCAAAGAAGAGCGGUGUGACCUCUGCUGUGUCUGAUGAGUCUGUAGCAGGCGAUAGUGGAGUCUAUGAACCGUCCGAGCGCAGGCCAGGCCUCCCUGCAGACCUCCACCCGGGCUCCUACGAGGAGAGGCUGGCGCCGGGCUGCUCUCAGGUGCAGCUCAGCUUUCGCUACGAGUCCAGAGACCAGCGCUUCACCAUCUACGUCAUGCAGCUGACCAACUGCAGCGCCCUCUGUCUGCUGGCCGACCACAAAAUUCAUGUGCGCGUGGUGGUGCUGCCCUGCCUGGAAGCCUCCUGCUGCCUCUUCCGGACACGCGGCUCCCUGCCUCAGGACGCCGUGGAGGUCAACGAGGUGUUCGGCAUGCAGAUAUCCCACAAUGCUCUGCGGCAGAAGACGUUGAGGGUGGACGUCUGCUGCAGCAGCAAGUUGGGCCACGAGCAGUGCCUGGCAGGAGCUCAGAUCAGUCUGGCUGACAUCAGCUGUUCGGAGGAGAGAUGCACCAAGUGGUACAACCUCCUGAGUCACACCUGCAUGGCUGAGAUCAACCAGGAGAGUGGAGCAGCAGACUCUGAGCAGACUUGUGUGUCAGGCAGCGUCGAGGCUCCUGAGGAAGACUCAUGGCUUGCCGUCCCCCUGGAGGCCAACAUCUAUGCUGAUGCCGACAGCGUCGAGGGGGCGGGGCCUCUCCAGGAGGACGAGGAGUUUUAUCCAGACAGUAGCCAAUGUGAAGCGGAGGAGGAGAAGGCCAGCGAACCCCCUCCUCCUGUAACAGCAGUUAUCACAGAGAAGGUGAACAAGGAGACGAGCAUGGACAACCUGCCGCCGUCCCAUCACUGCUCUGUUGUUCGGCCCAAAGAGCGGCGGCCCGACGUUCGGCAGCAGAACCCUUUUAUGAGAGGGAACACCAUCAUCCGCUCCAAGACCUUCUCCCCGGGGCCUCAGAGCCAGUACAUCUGCCGGAUCAACCGCAGUGACAGCGACAGCUCCACCCUCUCCAAGAAGUCUCCGUUCGUCAGAAAUGCCUCCGAGAGACGCAGCAUGCGCAUGAAGAAGCCUCCGGUGCAGGUGAAAGGCCUGGACGGUUUACUGCGGACCUCCCUGGACCUGGAGUUGGACCUGCAGGUGUCCCGCACGCGGCAGGCGCGGCUGACGCAGGAGCUGCAGGUGCUGCGGGAGCUCAAGGCUCAGCUGGAGAAGGCGCGUCAGCAGGGCCAGAGAGAGCUGCCCGCUUGGGUCCAGGAGGACGAGCGCUUCCGCCUCCUCCUCAAGCAGGCAGAGAAGCAGACUCAGCAGGAGCAGUUGCAGGAGAAACGGGUGGAGAAGAUGAUGAGGGCGGCAGCCAAGGACGUCCACAAGAUCCGGGGCCAGAGCCGCAAGGAGGUCCCUGAGGUUCAGACGUUCAGGGAGAAGAUGGCGUUCUUCACACGGGCCAAGUCCAGCAUCCCCAACCUGCCCGCCGACGACGUGUAGACAUUUCAGAGCUCCCUCCGAGUCUCACCCUGCAGGUCCCUCACACAUGAAGCAAACCUUUUGCGGUGAAAUGAAGAAUUUAUAAAAAUCACAUGUUUAAUGGGGAAAAAAGUUAAAACCAUGAAGAAAUAUUUGAGCUCAGCAUUUCUAACGUGGAUAGUGUUAAUUAGAGCUAGCGCCUCUAGGACUUUUGUAUCAUUAUAUCACUGUGUUUCUGUUACUAACAGGCUGUUUGUAGCUGGUAGGUUUCUAAAAUCAUUCCAGAUCAUAAUCACACAGCUGCACGUGUGCGACGUGUUUCCUACUAGAACCACACAACUGGACAAAAGAAAGCACAAACAGACACAGGUCCUACGGGAACUCGGGCUGAGCCAGCGUCUCCUCCACAGACACUUAAUGAUGCGUUUGUGAAAUCCAGUCAGAGUUUUAAAUGGUUUGUUUAUUGCGUCUCCUCCUCCAGAAGAAUCCACAACCUCCGUGCAUUUGCUUCAUGCUUCAUCAUGUUUGCUGAAGUUUAGGGCACAUCGUUUCUGAUGCAGCCGAUGCACUGGACAGGGUCAAAUUGUCCCGUUUGGUUCCGUCGCGUUGAUGAAGCAGAGAACAGCUCUGAGCUCGGGUUGGUCCGUGUCAUCAGCAGCGUCGCACAAAGCACUGCACCGUCUGUAAGAGAGAAGCCUGGAGCACAGCUCAGCGCCUGGUCCGACGCGCCUCCUCUCAUGUAACUGUAAAGCAGAACGAGUGGUCUCGAUGUCCGUCACCUGUCACACGCACACACUCAGCCAGGUGUAGAAGCAGCACUAACACUCAGGUAGUCGAUCGGAUAGUCUGCACUUUAAGAAACUUGAGAAAAGUGUUUCUAAAAAAAGAGAAAGUUGAUGUUUUUAAAGUAGAGAAGGUGAACUUUGUACUGGAAUGAUUGUUAAAGCAAAUGAUGAUUGUGAACACACACACACACACUCACACACACUGUGAAUCUCUUACUGGUGAACUCCCCUGUUACGAGACGGCCGCUCGUUCAUUGGCUGGUUGAAAUCUUUCCUUUUCUUCCUCUUAUUAUUUUAAUGUUGUUCUUUCACCUCUUUGUUGGAUCAAGUGGAUCUCUGGUUAGUGUGAACUCGCCGCCUUCCCCCUCUCUCACCAGGUUCUAUCUUUUCAUGAUGAUAGUUUACGGAUGGUGAUGGCGUUUAUGUGGUUUGACAUCAUGGACACGUAACCGUUUCCAUAGCAACUUGAUUCAUGAACGGGCUUCAGACCUUGAAGUGGGAGGUUUCUCGUCUUUGUGAGCAGCUGUGGAACUCGCCCUUGGUGGUUCUUAUUCCAUCUCACCUGUGUUGAAGUGUCAGAACCAGUGUGUCCUCCAUCUGGCCCGACUUCCCUUGUUUCCUUGAUGUCCUUUGCCGUCGCUCAGAGGUUCUAAAGCAAAUUCUGUAAGUCUCUGAAUGUUUCCGAACGGUGAAGUUGUGACUGGCUCAUCCAGUGGAGACCGCCUGUAGCGCCCCCUGCUGGAGGAGCAGCGAGUGACGAGCGCUCGCAGGAAGAGGUUUGGAGCUAAUACAGUUGCACAUGGAUGAGCCACGUACAGGUGUGAGGUCACAGAAUGAAGCGGUGUGAGCGGCGGUUCUGCUGAAUGUGAGAAUGUGCCUUUGGACCGUGUGUGGGUUGGUUCAGGUUCUGUCCUACCUCCAUUGUCUGAUCUGGGAGAUGCUGGAAACGUUUGCGUUAAGCGUAAACAUCUAGUUGUGUUUGUGUGUUUUCCUUCUAAAGGUAUAAAGGUUAGAGACGAACGGUACCGACUGUUAAGUCCACUGAGCAAACGGAUGCUCAAACUUGUAACAUCUGGAUGAGUUUUUUUUUUUACUAUGAGUCGCGAUCAGAAUAAAGAAAUGCUUUUAGUCACAAAUGAUUCUUCUUUCAUCAUGUAGGUUGUGAUGUAAUUCUUGUUUCUGAAGUUCAGCUGCAUUUUAUUUCUUGUCUGAUUCUUGUUUUCUUUUUAUUAUUUUAAUGACUGUAUUACGACUGGUGAUGAACCUGG